UCUCUCUCUCUCUAUAUAUAUAUAUAUAUAGUGCCCCGUCCCAGAUAUGAACAUUACAGAUAUUGGUCAAAUCCCCUAGAAACAAAAUUACCAAAUGCGCCCAACAUGGAGAUUUUCUCUAUGUAUGAAGUUGGAAUCCCUACUGAAAGGGCAUAUGUCUAUAAGUUAAGUUCUGGUGCCGAGUGUUACAUUCCAUUUCAGAUUGAUACCUCUGCCGACGGUGGGCAUGACUGCACUUGCCUGAAGGGUGGGGUUUUUUCUGUUGAUGGAGAUGAAACAGUUCCCGUCCUGAGCGCAGGUUUUAUGGCUGCAAAAGGCUGGCGGGGGAAAACCCGAUUCAAUCCUCAAGGCAUUCAUACUUACAUAAGGGAAUAUAAUCACGCCCUCCAGCAAAUCUCUUGGAAGGCUGUGGAACCCAGAGGGGCUCAUGUUGAUAUAAUGGGGAACUUUGCCCUGAUUGAAGAUAUCAUUAAGGUGGCAGUGGGAGCUAUAGGGUUGGGGGGUGGGUGAUGGCCGCGACAAUGGUUGCGGGGAUGGGCGAUGAUCGCGGCUGGGGGUGACUGCCAUGGUCGUGGCCCUGUGUAUAUGUAUAUAUAUAUAUGUAUAUGUAGACACAGCCGGGUGUAUAUGUAUAUAUAUGUGUGUGUAUAUUUUUAAUUGUUUAAAAACCGAAUCUUGAGGUUUUUUAGGUGAAGGAUUUAAUGUUAUAUUUUGUAAUAGUUGAGGAACUUUAAGAUGUA
Messenger RNA from Diospyros lotus (date-plum), 740 nucleotides. RefSeq names its product phospholipid:diacylglycerol acyltransferase 1-like. Gene Ontology annotation, cellular component: cytoplasm. Lineage: Eukaryota; Viridiplantae; Streptophyta; Magnoliopsida; Ericales; Ebenaceae. The transcript is spliced from 2 exons. Gene Ontology annotation, biological process: lipid metabolic process. The coding region runs from base 106 to 510 and encodes 134 amino acids. The record is from RefSeq and is a predicted model, not a curated record.